Messenger RNA from Paramecium octaurelia, 874 nucleotides. The record is from the annotation of a GenBank genome assembly. NCBI's taxonomy places the organism in Eukaryota, Ciliophora, Oligohymenophorea, Peniculida, Parameciidae.
AUAAUAUAUGUAGGAAUAUAAACUAAUCAAUACUCGGGAGUUCCCUAAAGGUAAAUUGUUAUCUAAAGAAUGGCAUAUACGAAUUAAGAAUGGUUUUGUGUAUGUAUUUGCUGUUGAUCAUGAUUAGGAUUUUAAAAAGGGUUCUGUAAAAUUAAAUAAUUGCAUCCUUGAAACUAAAAUGAAGUAUAACCAAAUUUAUUACAAAGUCGUAAUCUCAAGUUUCCGAUCAAAAUUGAAAACUUAAAAUUUGAGAUAGUUAUAGUACAAGAUUAAUGUUUUCUGCUUAUGAAUGGAAGGAACGUGGAAGUUGUUGAAAUUCCCUAAUUGGAUUCACAAAUGUUAUUCCAAAGUUAAAAUCGAUUAUAAAAUCCCUUUUCUGACAAUCAAAUUCAAGAAAUGCUCGUGAUUUGUGAUAGUAUACUCUCCGCUUUAUUUGAUAUGGAUUUUCAUACUCAGUAGCAUCAUAUCAAUGAAUAAUUAUCAAAUUUGGAGAUAUUUCUAAAUUAGACUCAGAAUUAAGAAUUAAGAAACCAAAUUUAAGAUAAAAUUGAAUAGUUUAAUUAGAUUCAAUAAUCAAUGGCAUAACAAAUCAACUUUGAAUAAAAUAAACAGUAAGUGAAAAAAUCAAUAGUUAUCAAAGAGGUUAAGGACUUGAAUGAAGAAUAAUAACCAUAAAGACCAAGAAAUGAAAUACAACAGGACACUUGUUGUAUUAUUUGUAUGGACAGAGAUAUUACUCAUGCAUUAAUACCAUGUGGACAUUAAAAGUAUUGUGAAUAGUGUGCUCUUAUGUCUAUCGAUUUAAAGAAAUGUAGUAUCUGUUAAUAGCCAAUAACAGGCAGUAUUAGAAUUUUUCGUUGAUGUUAUUAAUACC